AUGGCAUCAUUACCUAAGAGAAUUAUCAAGGAGACUGAAAAGUUAGUAAGUGAUCCAGUACCUGGUAUCACAGCAGAACCACAUGACGACAACUUACGUUACUUCCAAGUGACAAUCGAAGGCCCAGAGCAAUCGCCAUAUGAAGACGGUGUCUUCGAAUUAGAAUUGUAUUUACCCGACGACUACCCAAUGGAAGCACCAAAAGUACGUUUUCUAACUAGAAUAUAUCAUCCCAACAUCGAUAGAUUAGGCCGUAUAUGCCUCGAUGUGCUUAAAACUAACUGGUCGCCCGCUUUGCAGAUUAGAACUGUUUUACUCUCUAUUCAAGCCUUGCUGGCUAGCCCCAAUCCUAAUGACCCCCUAGCUAAUGACGUUGCUGAGGACUGGAUCAAGAAUGAAGAAGGUGCCAAAGCCAAGGCUCGCGAAUGGACUAGAUCGUUUGCCAAGAAGAAACCCGAGUGA
Messenger RNA from Saccharomyces kudriavzevii IFO 1802, 462 nucleotides. It is a transcript of the gene UBC13, whose product is annotated as E2 ubiquitin-conjugating protein UBC13. The record is from RefSeq and is a predicted model, not a curated record. The transcript has 2 exons. The coding region runs from base 1 to 462 and encodes 153 amino acids. Lineage: Eukaryota; Fungi; Ascomycota; Saccharomycetes; Saccharomycetales; Saccharomycetaceae.